AUGUCUCUCAAGCGCAAAGCUUCCUUCUCAAGCGAAGUCUUGCACGGCCGAAGCUUCGAUUCACAGCCUAUAGCAGAUGUACCGCAUCACAUGAAUAGCCGGACGAGGAAGCGAGUGCGUGACAAUCGUCCCGACCAACAAACAGUAUAUGCAAACACAUUGAGAAUGCUUUUUCAAGCUCAGAAAGAGCCAAUCCUAUCAGCGCCAUCCGAUGAACAUUCGCCGUCUGCCGAACCACCCUCAGAGCCCGAUGCUCUAGAUCCACGACAACAGACUUUGCUCAAAUUUUUUCGACCUACACCCGGUUCCUCGUCCAAACAAGUCGACGCACGACAUCAUGAUAACAGCAGAGAGGUUUCGGCGUUCGAUGUUCAACCGGCCCAGUAUCACCCCAUAGAAAUCGAAUACGAUCAAUCCAGUUCCACCAGUGGCUCUUCAACCCCAUUAUCAACCGGGGUUAUGGAUGUAGACAUGAAUAUGGAUGUGAAUCAGAAUACAAUAUACACCCCGGAAAAGGUUUGGACCGGCAACUUCUCUGGCAGCAUAAGCUGGAUGUGA
This is a messenger RNA of Talaromyces amestolkiae, 558 nucleotides long. RefSeq lists its product as uncharacterized. The record is from RefSeq and is a predicted model, not a curated record. The transcript has 2 exons. The coding region runs from base 1 to 558 and encodes 185 amino acids. Lineage: Eukaryota; Fungi; Ascomycota; Eurotiomycetes; Eurotiales; Trichocomaceae.